AACCAAGUCCAACGCCGAAUAAGUUGGAAAUCAAGGACAAAACCCUUGAAGGUUUCACGUAUCUUGCAUUCGAAGCGUCAUUCUCAUCAUCACUCUAUCAUCAUACUCUGAAUUGUGUUAUACGCGUG
Molecule: messenger RNA, 128 nt
Organism: Racocetra persica
Lineage: Eukaryota; Fungi; Glomeromycota; Glomeromycetes; Diversisporales; Gigasporaceae
Source: the annotation of a GenBank genome assembly